UACAACAUACAUAUUCCCCAUCUGCCUUUUGAACUGGGGUGGCACAAUAUAUCUCUGCUUCAUAGCAUCCAGCAUGGCGCAUGGCUGUGCCUGAGAGAGCCGAGCUGUUGUAUUGAACGCUCCCAUAACACAACACCUAAUACUGAUAUUUGUCAGCCAUGGGUAAUUUCGGUUAUAUUUUUGUGCUACUUCAUUUUCCAGCGCUUUUAAUAGAAGGAAGAGCAGCAGCUUUAGAAGACGAGUCUAAUGAAAUUGAUGGGGACGAGACGUACAGUGAGCGGCAAGCUCAAGCCCAGCAAUCCGUCCACCAUUCAGUUUUCACACUUAAAGUUCAAGUAAAUGAUCUUAUCAGCCACCAGUAUCUCCCUAAAGCAGUUGUUGAGGUGUUUGUGAACCACACCAAAACCAACUCUACAAUGACUGGAAGCAAUGGCUCCGUGCUAAUUAAAGUUCCAUAUAAAAGUGGUCUAAGUUUAACAAUAACUGCUUAUAAAGAUAGAUACUUGUUAACACCGCUUCCUUGGAAGACUGGAAAAAUGCCCAUUUAUUCUUCUGUGACUCUCUCACUGAUUCCUCAAAGCAAAGCAAAUAUCUGGCUAUUUGAUGAUUCUGUAUUAAUUACAGGAAAACAUUCUGAUUCUGAAUCACAACCAAGUGUUCAGUUUCCUAAGGAUCUGCUAACAUUUUACAGCUCUGAAGAUAUUACAAAUAUGACUGCGUAUCUUACAGUACCACAGCAUUUUUUCAAAGUGGAUAAUUUUAUUUACACUACAGGAAUUUAUUUUAAUAAAUUAGGUUUUAAAAGAGUUGAACUGAGCCCUAUAGGUGCAAUAUGUGUGAGCAUAGUUGCAGAGGGGAAAGAAUUGCAAGUAAAUGGACCAGUUCAAAUUAUACUUCCUUUACCAAAAACAACUUCUAUCAAACCUGGAAAUUCUGUACCUGCUUGGAUGUUUGAUAUGAAGAGUGGUGCGUGGGUAAACCGAGGCAUAGGUGUAGUUAAAAAGGAAAAUAAUCUUUUGAUGUGGACAUAUGAAGCCCCACACCUUGGUUACUGGAUUGCUGCUCCAUUACCUGGAAGUGGAGGUUGGCUUCAGAAUUUUUUGUCUAAAGAUUUGUCAACAUAUCAUACAUUGCUUCUCACUGCAAUACUAGGUGGUAAUGUGCUGAUCGUUAUUGGCUUAAUUGCAGUUUUGCUAUGUAUAUGCAGGAGGAAAUGUAAUUUCUCAGGCAAGAGAUUGAGGAAUGCCAAUAAUAUACCCAAUACUGAGAUGACACAAAUAGACCAGGCUACCUCUACUAAUCAAGCCAGUUAUAAAAGCUGCACCAGAGGAACUUAUAAACAAAAUGAGAAAGCAUUUAUUAAUACUUCUAAAAUUGUUACAACUGUAAAGGAAAAUUCUCAAAAUGACAAUUCUGGGUCAAGAGUACAUCGACCUAAAAUGAAAGAGAAUGAGUGCGGGUUCAAUGAAGAACCUUCUUAUAGAUCUCCUGGUAAAAACAAAAACUUCUCUGACCAGUCACUGGAGUCUACAGAUAGAUUUGAAUGUGCACAACAUUUAAAACCCAACGUAUGUGACUCUUCUACUCUGCUGCAGCAUUCCAGUGAUCAAAGAAAUACAUAUAUUAAUGUUAGUGGUGAACUGUAUGACUUUUCACGGCUAUCCAAUCAAUUCAUGCAAAUGUACAGUCAACCAAUAGCCAUUCUUCAUUCACCCGAUGUUUUUCAUUUUUCAGAGCCUUUAGCACUUUGUAAAUCAGCUACAUUGCCGAGAAAAGGAGAACUUGUAUAUGGAUCCCUUGGAGAACCAUUAGAACAAGGAAGCCAUAACCAAACCUUGCCAAGAAUGACUCCUCAUCCUCAACCUUCAACAAGCAGCGAGCAGAACAUGAUUGUUCAACCAGGACAAAGUUCUAGCUGGGAUUCCUAUGCUAGUAGUCUGUUGGAAUCUGUAUCUGUUCCUGGGACACUCAAUGAAACUGUUGGAAUAAAACAGUUUUCUACUGAACUUCAAGGUAUCUCUGAGCAAACUUUGCUAGAGCUGUCUAAAGCAAAACAGGCAACACAUCCUCGAGCAUGGUUUGUUUCACUAGAUGGAAAACCAAUAUCACAAGUCAGACACUCCUACAUAAAUCUCAAAAGGAGAAAGAAGAAAGGCAGUAAUGACACUAGCUUAGAUUCUGGUGUUGAUAUGAAUGAACAUCAACAAAACCGGAAGUUAGAAAGAGAAAAAACAUUCAUAAAAAUCACUCCUCAGACUAAGAAGUUAAACAUGGAUGAUUUGGAUUUUAGUAGUAGUGAAAGUGGAACAGCUUGUACCCCAGACGAUUCUUCAUUGAAGACCCUCAUGGAUGAGAUCAUUAAAGAGGUUCCAAGAAAAAAAAACAUUUCUGAAGAGGAACAUAGCACAGAUAUCCCUCUUAAGAAACGAAAAAAUACACUUGAAAAAUAUUCAAAAAAUAAUUUUUCAUAGGAUUGAAGCACACUGGCAAAUUUGAAACUGGAUAAUUUGUGGCCACAGAUCAAACAAACCUAUACUCAAAAUACAUACAUCAAUCACUUGGUUUUUGUUUCAACUGCAAAUUAUGUGUAUUUAAGUAUGUGGAUCAGUUGCUUUAAAUAUAGACUCCUACUUUAAUAUAGUCAUAAAAUUAAUCAGAGGGAAGAGCAUGUACUGUUGUCACUGAAUUUUCUCAUUCCAUAACUCCUGGAAAAGUUAUUUUUGAUACCUCGGGAUUCCUUGUAAUUUUAUAAAUAAUGAAUUUCAUACUUUGUCAUUGUAGGUAUCAAAAAAUGAAAAAUUAUUGAUGAGUGCACCAUUUCUGUUACACUAAUUCUUUGUCUUCACUUAAUCAUCCCUGGACAAGAGCCAUGAUAUUUAGCAGAUGUGCCAAUCACACUCAGCACGUCUCAAUGAUGAACUGCUGACGGAGACCAAUUGAAUCCUUACAACUUGCUACUUUUAAGCAAUUUAAUAUGUAAACUAUUUCUCUGAUCAUGCAUGUGUUUCAUUUUUUACAUGUAAAUAUAAGUAUUUUAUUGUUAUUAAUAAGUUAAUAUAUCUCUAAGUGAAAAUCUUGUUUAUAGUUCGUUAAGCAGGUGAGUGGUUCUUUAUUACUUUAUCAAUUAAUUCAUCACCAUUUAACUGAGCAACAAACCUUAUGUAUAUGUGGGUGCAAGUUACAUUUUAAGGUUUUAUAACAUAUUGCAAAAUAUGUCAUUAAUAGGACAGGAAAAUUAUAUUUUGUUUCAAUAGUUUUUUUUUUAAUGGAUGUUCCUGACCGGCUUGAGGAGGUAUGUAUCUGACUACUGAUAGAACUGUUAGUCAGUAUUAAUAUAAAAAGCUUUAUCUCUAAUUUCUUAAAUUAAAAAAAAAUGUUUCUUUCAGAAAAUGGUGAGAUUCUAGGGGCCAUCACAUUUGGGAUUAACCUCCAGUCCACUAGGAGGAGGCAAAAACAC
Bombina bombina (fire-bellied toad) is the source of this 3457-nucleotide messenger RNA. It is a transcript of the gene FAM171B, whose product is annotated as family with sequence similarity 171 member B. The record is from RefSeq and is a predicted model, not a curated record. The coding region runs from base 159 to 2471 and encodes 770 amino acids. The transcript has 8 exons. NCBI's taxonomy places the organism in Eukaryota, Metazoa, Chordata, Amphibia, Anura, Bombinatoridae.